Messenger RNA from Platichthys flesus (European flounder), 841 nucleotides. RefSeq names its product phospholipase A2-like. The record is from RefSeq and is a predicted model, not a curated record. Gene Ontology annotation, biological process: arachidonate secretion; lipid catabolic process; phospholipid metabolic process. Lineage: Eukaryota; Metazoa; Chordata; Actinopteri; Pleuronectiformes; Pleuronectidae. Bases 31 to 498 code for a protein of 155 amino acids. Gene Ontology annotation, molecular function: calcium ion binding; phospholipid binding. The transcript is spliced from 4 exons.
GAGCUGUGUCUGAAGCUCUUGACUCGCAGGAUGACCACCCUCCGAACUCUGUUUCUCUUGGCCGCCGGCCUCUCUGUGGCUUGGUGUGGUCCAAGGGCACCAAUCCAAAGGAGGGCGCUGAACCAGUUCAGAAAAGGUAUCCAGUGCCUGGUGCCUGACAGCUCGCCCAUUAUAGACUACGCUGACUACGGCUGCUACUGUGGAAAGGGCGGCUCUGGCACGCCUGUGGACGAGCUGGACAGGUGCUGCCAAGUGCACGACCAGUGUUACGAUGACGCCAUGCAGCACGACGCAUGCUGGCCCAUCUUCGACAACCCUUACACCGAGAUCUACGCCUACAGCUGUGACGAAGCAAGCAAGACGAUCACAUGUGGCGAGAGCAGCAACGAUGAAUGUGAGCAGUUCAUCUGCGAGUGUGACAGGAAGGCCGCCGAGUGUUUCGCCACAGCGCCUUACAACGACGAGAACAAGCGACUGCCCAGUGACCGAUGUCAGUAGAAGACCUCUCCAGUUAAUCGAAGGCAGGAUCCACUCCCUCAUACGACACACCCAUCACUGAGCUCUCAGGAGCUGCAGCAGCUUGUUUCGUCCGCUCAUUGAAAUACUCACACUGACUUUGUACUGUCACAUUCUCAAGGUCAUGGUUUUCUUUUCUCCUUCUCUCUUUGCACUGCGUCUCUAUUGUUAGCUGUGGAUCUGUAUCCUGACCAGAAACACCAGUAGAUCUGCAUCUCUCACUAACUGAUGCUCGGUUAUUCAGAACUCAAGUUUCCAGUAGAGGGCGCUCUCAUCUAGCUCUUUCUUCCUUUGCUUGCAGAAAGUACUUGAAUAUUGGCAAUUU